AAUCUCUCAUUCUGGCCUGCCACUCCAUGCUUACACCAGCAGGGUGUCAUGGACAAGAUACACUAGAGUCACAUUCUGUGAAGAGUCCAAGUACGCUGGGCCCUGCCAGACCGUGUGACAACAGAGAGGGGUGGAAUCACCACAGGCCUGGAAGGACCCUGCAGUUUUGCUUAGACGAAAAACACUAGCCAAGGCGCCUGCAAGUCGCGGCUGCCAGGGGAGGACCAGGGAAGUCGGCGGGUCCCGUUGAGUCCUGCGCGCUGGCGGCGUCUGGCCUCUUACGACCGACCCACAUAAAACCUCAGCUGCGGCUCUUGCGCGACGCUCCCCGGUUCUCGCUACCUCUGAGGGGUCGGAGUCCCGCGGCCUGCGCAGCCCAGCUCUCAGCUAACAGGAAGGAAGAAGGGCACGACCUGAAACUGGCGAGUUGCACUCUGCUGGUGUCCACGUGGCCAGUCCCUCCUACAAGGGAAGCUGGGGAGAGCAGACUGAAAUCCAGGGUUCUGCUGGCUCAUUCUUUCUACUGCCAUCUUGUGGUCAAGGGCUGACACUGCUUCACUCGUGCAGAACCUUUGCCUGGCUGCUGCUGUUUUGGAUAGAGGGCCACUGCUGGUGGAAUGGCCAGCCUGCAGGAGGCCAAUGGAAGCACAGCAUGGCCACCGCCCCCAGCAUCCAAUAUCAGUGAGCCCCACCAAUGCCUGCUGUUGCUGUAUGAGGAUAUCGGCUCCUCCAGGGUCCGGUACUGGGACCUCCUGCUGCUCGUUCCCAAUGUGCUCUUCUUCAUCUUCCUGCUCUGGAAACUUCCCUUAGCUCGAGCCAAGAUCCGUGUCACCUCCAGCCCCAUUUUUAUCACCUUCUACAUCUUGGUGUUUGUGGUAGCCCUGGUAGGCAUUGCCAGGGCUGUGGUUUCUAUGACAGUCAGCGCCUCUGAUGCUGCGACAGUUGCUGACAAGAUCCUGUGGGAGAUCACCCGCUUCUUCCUGCUGGCCAUCGAGCUGAGUGUGAUCAUCCUGGGCCUUGCCUUUGGUCACCUAGAGAGCAAGUCCAGCAUCAAGCGGGUACUGGCUAUCACCACAGUACUGUCUCUGGCCUACUCAGUCACCCAGGGCACUCUGGAGAUCCUGUACCCUGACUCCCAUCUUUCUGCUGAGGACUUCAACAUCUAUGGCCACGGUGGCCGGCAGUUCUGGCUCGUCAGCUCUUGCUUCUUCUUCCUGGUCUACUCACUGGUGGUCAUUCUCCCCAAGACCCCGCUGAAGGAGCGCGUAUCCCUGCCCUCACGGAGGAGUUUCUACGUGUAUGCAGGCAUCCUGGCCACACUCAACCUGCUGCAGGGUUUGGGGAGUGCCCUGCUCUGCGCUAACAUCAUUGAGGGGCUCUGCUGUGUGGAUGCCACCACCUUCCUGUACUUCAGCUUCUUUGCCCCGCUCAUCUAUGUGGCCUUCCUCCGCGGCUUCUUCGGCUCAGAGCCCAAGAUCCUGUUCUCUUACAAAUGCCAAGUGGACGAGGCUGAAGAGCCGGACAUGCACCUGCCACAACCCUACGCCGUGGCCCGGCGCGAGGGUGUAGAGUCUGCAGGGCCUGUGGGGGCCUCUGCAGCCAACUACUCCAGCACACAGUUUGACUCUGCUGGGGUGGCCUACUUAGAUGACAUUGCCUCCAUGCCCUGCCACACGGGCAGCAUCAACAGCACAGACAGCGAGCGCUGGAAAGCCAUCAAUGCCUGAGUGGGCACCUAAGCAUGGGGAGGCCUGUGAAGACAGAUGGGCUCCUGGGUAGAGUGGAGUGCCAGUGUUGGGGAACUCGUGUGGAUACCCCUGGGCAGGCAUGCCUACGCCCCAGGCUACCAGCCUCUUCCUGUCCGUCACCCCGUUCUCCUUUGCCUCCUGUGCUCUAGUUUGAGACCACCGCCUCCCCAGCUCUACCUUCCUGCUGGGGUCCUGCCUGCCCAGCUCCUUGUCCCUUCUCCACAGCUCUCGGCCACAAGGCUGCAGUGUAUAUAUUUUCUUGAUCUAUUUUUUAAUAAAAGUAAAAAGUAGUA
Messenger RNA from Grammomys surdaster, 2041 nucleotides. It is a transcript of the gene Tpra1, whose product is annotated as transmembrane protein adipocyte associated 1. NCBI's taxonomy places the organism in Eukaryota, Metazoa, Chordata, Mammalia, Rodentia, Muridae. The transcript has 14 exons. Bases 618 to 1727 code for a protein of 369 amino acids. Gene Ontology annotation, biological process: G protein-coupled receptor signaling pathway. The record is from RefSeq and is a predicted model, not a curated record. Gene Ontology annotation, cellular component: plasma membrane. Gene Ontology annotation, molecular function: G protein-coupled receptor activity.